UAAAUAAGUGUAAUUAGACAGUACUAUAUUUAUAAUCUAUUUGUGUCGAAAUUAACUGUACUCAUACAACAGAUCUAAUUUUCUGUUUGUCUUUCCAAUUUUUAAAUUAGCGUAAAUAAGUGUAAGUAUAUACGUUUGCGAUUACGUGUUACGGAAAAAAAUGCGACGAAGCAAACGGAAAUCCGGUGCAAAAGGAAAGAAGGCAGAAAAAGACGAAACGGACGACUCUUUGACCCCCAACGAAGAAGUGGAUUCACAAGAAUCUACAGCAGAAGAAGGUAUGGAAAGGUCAAGUGACUCGGAAAACAACACACAGGAAAAUUCUGAAGUUGCUGCCAAUGAUGAAACAGAAAAACAAGUUGUAAAAAGCACUGAAGAAAC
Molecule: messenger RNA, 381 nt
Organism: Ciona intestinalis (vase tunicate)
Lineage: Eukaryota; Metazoa; Chordata; Ascidiacea; Phlebobranchia; Cionidae
Source: RefSeq, a predicted model, not a curated record